This is a messenger RNA of Striga asiatica, 2163 nucleotides long. The record is from the annotation of a GenBank genome assembly. NCBI's taxonomy places the organism in Eukaryota, Viridiplantae, Streptophyta, Magnoliopsida, Lamiales, Orobanchaceae.
AUGGUUCUUCCCCUUAAUGUAUUUUACACCCUCAUACCCAUUACCCUCUUCUCGCUCCUUCUCCCUAUUGUGUCGUCGGCCCUUAACGAUAACAAAGCAAAAAACUACAUCAUCCAUGUGAAGAAGAUGAAUCCAAGCUCGACAGGCGGUGCCGAAACCCAAGACACAAUCAGGAGCUACCACAAGUCAUUUCUUCCCCAAGGAGCCAAACACUCGCUCAUCCACUCGUACAAGCAUGCCAUGAGUGGAUUCUCGGCAAGAAUAACAGCCAAACAAGUUAAAAUCAUCAGGGAGACAGAAGGCGUUAUCUCGAUCCUCCCAGAUAGUACAUCCCAGCCACUGACAACUCGUUCCCCAGGAUUUCUGGGGCUGAACCAGUGGAGUGGAGCCUGGCCGCAGACGGGGCUCGGCGAUGGAGUCGUCCUCGGGGUCAUCGACGGCGGGAUUACCCCGGGCCACCCCUCAUUCAAUGGCUCCGGCAUGUCGCCCCAGCCUACCAGCUGGAAGGGGAGGUGCGACCUGCCUGACAAGUCUGGGUGCAACAACAAAGUCAUAGGCGCUCGGGCUUUCCAAGGGAGAAACACCUCCGCCUUGCCGGUGGACAGUUACGGACACGGGACCCACACGGCCAGCAUAGCCGUCGGGGCCUUUGUUCCCGACGUAAGCAUCCAAGGCAACACCGCUGGGACCGCGUCCGGGAUGGCCCCACGCACUCACCUCGCGGCGUACAAAGUUUGCUUUGCUGGAGAUUGCCAAGGAAACGACAUUCUAGCCGGUAUUGACGCCGCCAUCGAGGAUGGGGUGGACGUGCUGUCCAUAUCCGACGGGCAGUUUUGCGGCGGCCAAGAAAGGAAUCCUCACGAGCGCGGCGGGGGGAACGACGGUCCUUCCGCCUCGACGGUGGUCAACGACACGCCCUGGCUUCUCACCGUCGGGGCAAGCACGAUCGAUCGAAGGAUUCGGGCCACGGCGAAGAUGGGAAAUGGAUUGGCGUUUGACGGGGAGUCCGUGUUCCAGCCCGGAAACUUCUCUUCUCAAAAGUUGUGGCCGCUCGUCUACUACAAUGGGUCGUCGUUGGCGGGGUUCGAUGUUAGGGAGAAGAUUGUGCUGUGCGACAGAGAUUCUAUAACUUCAUCGGCAGAGGAAGUUAAGAAUGCUGGUGGGGCCGCCGUGAUACUGGCCAACACCGAAGAUGCUGGGUUUAUCCACGAGUCUUAUCUCGUCGACUUACCAUCCACGACAGUGUCCUUUCUGGCGGGCCAAGAAAUAAAGGCCUACAUAACGUCAACAUCCUCCCCGAUGGCAACAAUCUCGUUCGAGGGGACAGAGCUCGGGAACCCGAUUUCUCCCGCCGUCUCAUAUUUCUCGUCCAGGGGGCCCAGCAAGCAAGCUCCUGGGGUUUUGAAACCGGACAUCAUUGGGCCGGGCGAGAACAUUGUGGCCGGGUCAAAUCAUCUGAGCCCGUAUAGUUUAGGGAUGACAUUCACGAUGGUGUCGGGCACAUCAAUGUCGUGUCGUCAUCUCAGUGGGGUCGCGUCCCUGAUCAAGAGUGCCCACCCCGAGUGGUCGGCAGCGGCCGUGAAAUCAGCUAUCAUGACCACCGCGUACCUCGUCAAUGCCCAUGGAGUACCGAUUCUCGACCAGAAACUUACUCCGGCCAAUAUCUACGCAGCGGGGGCCGGCCAUGUCGACCCGAAUAGGGCGCUGGAUCCUGGUCUGAUUUACGACAUUGAAAUGGAUGAGUACGUCCCGUUUUUGUGCGGCUUGGGGUACACAGAGGACCAGGUGCAGAUGAUCACACAGCAGCCAGUCAAUUGCUCGUCGAGAAUCUCUCAGGGACAGCUGAACUACCCCACGUUCUUGGCUUCGCUCGGCUCGUCCCAGAAUUUCUCCCGAACCGUCACCAAUGUGGGAGAGCCUGUAUCGUGUUACUCCGUCAGCGUAGUCAACCCCUUGGGUGUGAGUAUUGUCGUGAGGCCAUCGAGGAUGUGUUUCACGAGGUUGAAGCAGAAGGCGACGUACUACGUGACGUUUCACCCAAGGAAGAACGACAACGGUUGGGGGAAUAAUGAAACUGUUGCACAAGGCUUCUUGCUCUGGGAAUCAGGAAAGCACAGAGUCAUGAGUGUUAUAGCUAUCAACAUGACUGGACAAGACUUCUAA